Pelobates cultripes (western spadefoot toad) is the source of this 29220-nucleotide messenger RNA. Lineage: Eukaryota; Metazoa; Chordata; Amphibia; Anura; Pelobatidae. The record is from the annotation of a GenBank genome assembly.
UGCUGAGUGCGCAUGCCCGGAAUCCUGAACGUUCACUGGUUAUAAAAGAAUCGUGGGCCAUGACGUUCUGACAGACUCCCAGAAUCCUGUAGUCAACUUGCAAGGUCAGAUUUGUCAGCAAAAUGGCCGGGAGUUUGUCAUUGCUGCGAGCAAGUCUCAGAAACAUUGUGUACGUCCAAAUGCGGCGCUCCUCAGAUCAGGUAUGGCCAAGCGUGUCCUGUCCUGGGAUUACUAACCUUCACUAUGCCCGUGUGCGAAUUACACUUCUAUGUACCCUCAGCCAGCACUAAGGCAGCGCGGACGAUGUAGAAAAUGAAGUUCAAGUUGCUCACUGUCCUUAUUAGCAGUGAGUGCCUUGGUGUAGGAGGACAUUGGUCAUGGUAAUGACAAUUAGAAUGAGUGGGAAGGCCGGCCUGCCUCUACUGCUGAAAAAGAUGGUUAAUGUUUGAGUUCUGGGUGUUAGGGCGAUCUAGAAUUCUAUGUCAUUAUUUCGAUUUGCUUUAUUCUGUGCUAUACUGAACUAGGGUUACAUUAAAUUGAUCACAUUGGCCUUGUUUUUGAAGUAUCAGCCUCUGUUCUAGUGUAAUGCAAUAGUUAGUUAUUUACCUCCAGAGAUACAGAUAUCUAUGUGUCUGUGAGGAUUUGGUUAAUCAAUUACUCUUAAAACAAAGGUGAUGCAUCCAGUGAUGAUUUGCUUACAUUGGAUAACAUUUUGUUUGGUUUCACGUAUGUGACUAUUAAACACUAACACACACAGUCCACCACCACCCCACCCCUCCAGCUACAUAAUGGGAUUAAAAAAAAGUUGGUCAACUACUGGAUUAGAAUUUUAAAGGACCACUAUAAGCACCCAGACCACUUUAGCUUAAUGAAGUGGUCUGGGUGCCAGGUCCAUCUAGAAUUAACCCUUCCUGCUGUAAACAGCAGUUUCAGAGAAACCGCUAUGCUUAAAGGACCACUAUAGUGCCAGGAAAACAUACUCGUUUUCCUGGCACUAUAGUGCCCUGAGGGUGCCCCCACCCUCAGGGACCCCCUCCCGCCCGGCUCUGGAAAGGGGAAAGGGUUAAAAACUUACCUUUUUCCAGCGCUGGGCGGGGAGCUCUCUGCCUCCUCUCCUCCGAUCCUCCUCCUGGGCUGAAUGCGCAGCGGCAAAGUGCGCGCAUUCAACCUGUCAAAUAGAAAGCAUUUACAAUGCUUUCCUAUGGACGCUGCGUGCUCUCACUGUGAAAAUCACAGUGAGAAGCAUAGCGCCUCUAGUGGCUGUCAAUGAGACAGCCACUAGAGGAAAUAGGGGAAGGCUUAACCCAUUCAUAAACAUAGCAGUUUCUCUGAAACUGCUAUGUUUAUAAAAAAAUGGGUUAACCCUAGAAGGACCUGGCACCCAGACCACUUCAUUAAGCUGAAGUGGUCUGGGUGCCUAGAGUGGUCCUUUAAAUAUGGGUUAAUCCAGCCUCUAGUGGCUGUGUCAUUGACAGCCACAAGAGGCGCUUCUGCGAUUCUCACUGAGAUUUUCUCAGUGAGAAGACGCCAGCGUCCAUAGGAAAGCAUUGAGAAUGCUAUCCUGUGGACUGGCCGAAUGUGUGAGCGCACGCGCAUUCAGCCGAUGACUGGGAAAGGAAGAGGAGAGUCCCCAGUUAAAACCCCUUCAGUCAGUUACUUGAAUCCAACGCUGAUGUCACUCAGUGCUGGGUCAAGCUCCGCUCCUUGCCACCAUCGGGGGAGACCUAUUGUGCAUGUGCGGCAAUGGCUGCGCGCAUUAGACGACCCCAUAGGAAAGCAUUAUUCAAUGCUUUCCUUUGGGGAUUCCGGCGAUACUGUAGGUCCUCAUGAAUAGCGUGAGGACGACCAAAAGUCGUCUAAGAACCCGGAAGUCCCUCUAAUGGCUGUCUACCACUAGACUUAACCCUGCAAGGUAAUUAUUGCAGUUUAUAAAAACUGCAAUAAUUGCGCAUGGAGGGUUAAGGGUGAUGGGAGUUGGCACCCAGACCACUUCAAUGAGCUGAAGUGGUCUGGGUGCCUAUAUUGUCCCUUUAACCUUGCUCACACUUCAUUGCUCUCUUUGGGGAUUAAAAUAUCAAUUGAAAGAGUUGCAUGGCAAUCUUGCUUUGAGCUCUGCAUGCAACUCACAUGUCUGUUUGGGGCCACUAAAAUGGCCCCAGGUGACAGGGGAGAACCAGGUAUCUAUUGAUAUAUGGGUUUUCUUUUGUGAGCAGGAAUAUAAAACUGCAUAACAUUUAUUGUAACAAAGAUUUAUUUAAAUCCUUAAUUGAGCAGAGCAUAGGUCAGUAUGGGGCUAGCAUAUUAAUGAGGUCAAAAUCAAAUGCAUUAAAGUUGUAUUGGUGCCCAGAGUGUCUUUAAGUAAUUUGUAAAGUAUACAUACAUCUCGUGAGUGUGUGCAUUCAUUAACUUAGAAAGUUUGUUAAAAAUUUUUGUUACUUUUCCACUUUGCUUCCUGUUAAGACUGAACAUAUUUUUAAUCUUGUCUGUUUAGUUGGGAGAACUGGGGAAAGGUGCUGGGAAAGGAGGUGGAGGAGGUGGAUCGAUUAGAGAUGCUGGUGGUGCUUUUGGCAAACGGCAAGCUGCAGAAGAGGAAAAAUAUUUUCGGUAAAUAUAACCAAAUAAUGUGUGUAAAUUAUAACUGCAUUAAGUGUGGUGGUUUUUUUUUGUUUUGUUUUUUUUGUAGGAGGCGGUACACAAAGGUUGACUGCGGCUCCUCAAUUAUUGUACCUCCUUAUAGUGUGUGUCACAUUUGUUGAAACUUUUGUAUUUCUGCGUUUGGCUCUUAAAAUUAGAAUGAUGCAUAUAACUAGAAAUAUAAUUUCAUGCAGAAUGUAUUGCAACAAAUGUGUUGCAUUGUCUCUAUUCUGUCAAAUUUUAUGGCAAAAUAACCAGAAAAGGAAAACUGUCUUGUAUAACAUGAAGUGGAUUUAACUCAAAACUUGCCAUUGAGACUAAUUAUUCUGAAAUCCAAUCCAGUGUUAUGACGCAGCAUGAAACCAGUACAGUGAUAGAAUGUGUCAGUUUCCAUUCCCAUGAGUGUCAAGUUGGCCACAGUGCUGUUGGAUUUUUUUUUUUUUUUUUUUUUUUUAUUUUUGCGAAGUUAUAAGACUGGAAAAAAGUUAUAAGACUGGAAAAAAGUUGACUGGUCAUUCACAAAGCAAUGUAAAAUAACUGGCACCAUAAAAACCUUCAUUAAGAUGAAGCUGUUUUAGUGCCUAGAGUGUCCCUUUAAAGCAGCGCUGCCCAAAAGUUAGAUCUCCAGAUGUUGUAAAACUAAAACUCCCAUAAUGCUUUGCGUGCCUUUAGAAUGACGAAGCAUCAUGGAAGCUGUAGUUUUAAAACAUCUGGGGAUUUACCUUUUGGACACCUGCUUUAAAGUAACACGAAUGACACCAUAACAUCAUCACAAUAAAGUUGUUAUGGUGCUAGGAGGUCCUAGGUGCUGGUUUACCUUUAGGGAUUAAACUCUUCAUGAAUGGUUAAAACUCAAUUCUCCUCUACAGCACUGGAUCGACCUGCAUCAGCUUGAAAACAAGCUUAGAACUGCAAUGAGCAAGAGUGCAGCCGACUUCAGAAGCUUGUCUUACGCUUAGUGGCACAAGCAAUUUUUGCAUUUUUUUGUUUGCGUUCAACUGCAGUUUGCAUUUUAGUAAUUUAUUGCACUGACACAUAUAUUAUAUACAGAAAGGCCUUUGAUGAGAGAGAGAGUGAUAGGGAUGAGAGAUAUAUAUCUCUAUUUAUUUGUGGUCGUUUAAUAUCGUAUUGUGAAAUACCUUGUGAUUGGAAUUAAGUCUUGGAAGAAUGUCACGUCUGUCGUAUGUAUCUUAGUGCAAGCGAAUAACACUAUGGUGAUAACUUGUUGGGGAUGCUGAAAUGCGGAUUAUGUUCGGGUGUUGUCAGUAAUCCCUAAUAGUUAUGUAAAUGCUGCAAUCCCUUCUCCGAUGUUGCCUUCUUAGGACAUACUGAAAAAGAAUAUGACCACAACAAUGAACUGAUUAACAACAAUACGGUUAAGUAAUAUAGAACUGGCUGGCUAACUAGUGCCAAAGCGAAAAGCUCUCUACCCUGUGACAAGUGAGGCCCUGCUAGUUGCCAAGCGGCUGGUGAGAGGCUCUACCUAUGAUUUGGGCGUGGGGCUCGAGCCACUAGCAUGGUGGCGGCCUCUCGGUGACUGUAAAAAAAAUCCAAAACGUGUGGCCGUGUCAGGUGAGGCCCUAACUAUAAACCCGAUAGGUGGGUGAAUGCGAGGCACUAACUAAGAUUUGGGCCGAGGGGCGAAAAUCUCCUCGUUACGAUUGGGGAGUUGGCCUCGCAGGACCAGCUACGUUGUACAGCUAAGGCCAGCUUCUUUGACCCUAGACGGGGGCUUGAUAAGGGGGUAACGUAAUGUCCUUGGUGAACCCAAGUCGUGGUUUAUGAUCGGUACAUGGAGAUUCCUAGUCGGAGAAAGAGGAAAAAGAAGGGAGGGGAAGGAGGAAGAAAGAAGAGGAAAGGAACUGUGGUUGAGGGAAAGAAAAUUUAAAUGCAGUAUAGUGCAGUUCUUGGAGAUAUAUUUGUGGUUGUUUAAAGGACCACUAUAGUGCCAGGAAAACAUACUCGUUUUCCUGGCACUAUAGUGCCCUGAGGGUGCCCCCACCCUCAGGGUCCCCCUCCCGCCCGGCUCUGGAAGGGGAAAAGGGUUAAAAACUUACCUUUUUCCAGCGCUGGGCAGAGAGCUCUCCUCCUUCUCUCCUCCUCCGUUCCUCCUCCUGGGCUGAAUGCGCACGCGCGGCAAGAGCUGCGCGCGCAUUCAGCCCGUCGCAUAGGAAAGCAUUUGCAAUGCUUUCCUAUGGACGCUUGCAUGCUCUCACUGUGAAAAUCACAGUGAGAAGCACGCAAGCGCCUCUAGUGGCUGUCAAUGAGACAGCCACUAGAGGAUUAGGGGGCAGGCUUAACCCAUUCAUAAACAUAGCAGUUUCUAAAUAGGUUAACACUAGAAGGACCUGGCACCCAGACCACUUCAUUAAGCUGAAGUGGUCUGGGUGCCUAGAGUGGUCCUUUAAUAUCGUACAGUAUCCUUAGACCCUGAGGGUGCUGAAGAUUCUUGUGAUGCCUACUAUAUAUUCCUUAAGGGAGAUGUAGGAAGGUGCUGUGCCAAGAAAGUGUGAUAGUACCUGACGGAGAGAGGAGGGUAAAACUAGCAAGGUAGCGAGUAACAAGACGUUUGUUACUGAUAGUGAGUUUGAAUGAACGUAUGACGAGUUGUCGAGUGUAGCCGUGGCCUGACGAGGCAAGGCAGGAAUCAAGCCCCUGUACCCCAAUCGUGUAACAACGUAGCCUUAUAGAGGCCGUUUGGAAUGUGAACGAAAAACAUAUUUUUAAACCUGAUAGAAACAGGCGACAAUAGCGAACCAGUAAUUAGUCUAAUGGUAGCAGAUGACAAUAUGAAACAACCAUAGUAAUUUGUGAAACUAAUGUAUAAUUUAUAUGUGUGUAUGUGUGUGUGUGUGUAUAUAUAUAUAUAUAUAUAUAUAUAUAUAUAUAUAUAUAUAUAUAUAUAUAUAUAUAUAUAUAUAUAUAUAUAUAUAUAUAUAUAUAUAUAUGUGUAUUGUGUGUGUGUGUAUAUAUAUAUGUAUAUGUAUGAAUAUGUAUGUGUAUUGUGUGUGUGUGUGUGUGUAUAUGUAUAUGUAUAUGUAUGUGUAUUGUGUGUGUGUGUGUGUGUAUAUGUAUAUAUGUAUAUAUAUGUAUGUGUAUUGUGUGUGUGUGUGUAUAUAUAUAUGUAUAUGUAUGAAUAUGUAUGUGUAUUGUGUGUGUGUGUGUGUGUGUGUAUAUGUGUAUAUGUAUAUAUAUAUGUAUAUAUAUAUAUAUAUAUAUAUAUAUAUAUAUAUAUAUAUAUAUAUAUAUAUAUAUAUAUAUAUAUAUAUAUAUAUAUAUAUAUAUAUUGUAUGUAUACGAAUCAAGAUGCACUCACAGGUCUUCAGAUAUAAGAAAAAAAUGGUGCUUUAUUAAUCCAUGUGCGGUAUACAACAAAAAUCAAUCAACGUUUCGACCCUGCUGGGUCUUUUUCAAGUAAUACUGUCUUUCUUUUUUAAGGAGAGUGCCAAGCUAUCAUUUUUUUUUUUUAAAUUAUAUAUAUUUAUAUAUAUAUAUAUAUAUAUAUAUAUAUAUAUAUAUAUUACACACAAACAAAAUCAAUAUUUCCCUUAAAGUAUGGGCUGCGUGGAGGCACAGGUGAUAUCAAUUAGGAAAACUGCAGUCUGAGACAGACAAUAGGCAGCUGUUCAUGAGAAUAGCUCUCAUCAAAUUCAGGCAGCCACAUUAUACUCCAAACUAACUGUUUCAUAUAACUCGUACAUAAGGCUUUAUCACACUCAGCUGCUGUAUAAAAUCUGCCUUACUUGGUGCUGAUUGUGAUGGGAGUGGUGAUCCUGGCAGAUAGCGCAGGACCCGAACAGGUAAUGAAGCAGACGCUGUGCUUGCAAGGUAUUUUAAGGACCGCGAUCUGCAGGCUCGCUAUGCAGAGCAAACAGACUGAUGCGGCAAAUGGUUUCCCAAUCGUGGGAAGGAGAUAAUUGAGUGAGCUGUGAAAGGAUCUGACACCCACAUUACCCCGUCUGUGCCCAGUCAGGCACUUGUCCCCUCACGAAUUUAAAGCCCUUCUCUGGGCGGAUCGCGAGCCCCAUGAUAGUACAGGGCUUCAUAAAAAGGAUUAUAAUGAUUUGUGGUAAUGGCACUCAGACUACAGGGGAUCGGGGAUAACUACUUAUAUUCAUGAUAAACCGGUCACGUUUAGGCUGUAAGCCUUUAAACCCAAAUACCAUAACCGGCAUGUCCAGCGAUAGAUAUACCAAAUAUAUAUUAAUUGCAGGUAUUGUAAUUAUGUACUGGAUCGCAUGGUAUCGGGAUGAUAACUUAAUACAAUUAAAAUACUCUAUUUUUCAGAGACGGUCAAUCACCUUAAAUGUCAGUACCACUUUUCCAUGUAUAAUUUGUAUUAAGGGUUUCCAUUAUGUUCAAAACAGAAAAAUAUAACUGCACAGAUGUUGCAGGAAGUACAUGAACAAUCACUACCACAAACAUACCAUGGUAUUAUGCAGAAAAUCAUGUGACUGGACAUGUAUGCGCUGCAGACCGGGCUUGGUAGAAUACACAAAACCAACAUUUUGAUUAAUUUUGUUUUAUCAAAACAACAAAUAGUAAAACAUUUAAGGGAACUUGGGUGGACCCACAGGGGGAGAAGGUGCAUGCGUGCAUUCAGUCUUUCAAUAAUACAAUGCAGAUAAGGACAAACUUGAACGAUCCCAUUAUAGGCUGAUCACAGAAAAUCCACAACGCACUGUAAUGUAAAUUGCAUAUGUUUGAAGACUGCAAAUUAAAUUGGAGCUUAUGUUUUAUAGCCCUUUACACGUAUGCUAAAUUGUAAUGAAAAGUUGCUGAAACAAUUUUAGGGCUGAAUCUAUCCGAAUUUCUGUUAUUUACUUUUAAAGUAGACAUCCCACUUAUCUGUAAAUAGCAAUUACUAAUUCCUCAUACCUGUAACUUAUUGAUCUGUUUACUGGGUUAAACAUGCCAUACGCUCUUGAUAUGCCAUCUACAGACAAUUUAUGUGCGACAGUUUAACUAUAAAAACAAUAUUGUGAUGGCAGAGACCGUAAUCAGCACUCAUGGGGUUAACUGUAAAAUGAACUAAAUCAAUCCUCAUUUAUAUGCUUUGAUACUACACAUGGGAAAACACUACUGAAUUUCUGUGUGAAAAUGAAUAAUUGUAACAGCGUUCGCCUGUUAGCCCGUUCAAAUGUUUGUUCGUGUGAACAAGCAGGGAAAAAACAAAAACUUACGAUAUGAUUGAACUUGUCGAACUAGGUGAACAGCGUGCGUACGGCAAGGUAGGAAGGGGGGAGUAGCCUUUAAAUAGGAACGCUAACUCCUCCCACAAAUACAGGCCAUGUGUGUGUAUAUUAUAUAUUACAGAAAAAUUUAGUUUUUUUUUUUGUUUUUUUGUUUGUUUUUUUUUGUUUACAGUUUUUGCAAUAAUGUGUGCAUAAUUAGUGCAGGUUAAGGAAAGUAAUAAAAAAAUAUUCAUUUAGUUGUUCUGGUUUCCAGAAUAUAAUGUGUCUGGGAUUUAAAGUUUUUUUUUUUUGGGUAGUUACAGGUCACAAAGCACAAGGAGUAAAAUAAACUUUUAAUGUGGAGCGAUUUUAGAAUUUGGUAUGUUUGUCUUGUAAGCUUAAUAACCAUAAAAGAAAACAAAAUCGCCACACAAGUAUAUAUUUAUAUAAAGUAGACAUCACGGGCUAUUGUCUUAAGGUUGUUUUGACACUUUCUACGUAGCCAUUUCACUGCCAAUCUCUGCUAAAUAUUGGAGUACAAUUGUGUUUUAUUUAAUUUUUUUGGCACAAAAGCUUAUGACAAAACUUCUCAUGUGUAUUUUGUAAAGUUGGUGUGUACUAUUGCUGUACAAAACUUUGUGUACAGCUACAUCUGCUGAGUACAACGAUACCCCCAUUGUAUGUCUUUGGCACUAUUUCGUGAAGCUACGGUGCCAUAUAGUAGACCUGUCCUUUUUUACUAUUUACAGUAGAAUUUUGAGACGGAUUUAAUGGGCCUAUGUUUCAAUUUGGGGUAUUAGAGCAGUUUGACUGUUUUACAAAUGGUAGGCCUUUGUGGGUUUUUUUAAGUAGACACUCCAGGGUAUCUCAUAUGGUGCAUAUUGUGCCUUAACAUGCCCCCAUUUUUUUAACCAAUAUAUGUAAAACCUAAUUUUGGGCCUUUGGUACAUACGGAUUAAAUUUUUGCUGGCCAUUUUUGUAUAUUUAAUAUGUGCCACUAAGUUCAAACACCCCCACCCAAAUUAUGCUCAGCUAAGCCUUCUGAGUAAAACAAUAUGCCCAAUGUAUGACCUAGACACUAUUUUGUGAAGUUACAGUGCUGUAAGACGUGACCAGUUCAGGUUUUUAAGUGUGAAUUUUCAUGAAGGGUUUUGAUGCGUCAGUGUCCCACUUUGGAGCACUUGAGCAGGCUACAUAUUACAACUACACCAUUAAGGCAUACUAUUUCUUAAAGAACACAUCCCAGGGUAUUCCAAAAGGCAUAUUUUGAACCUUAGCAUGGGAUCAUUUUUCCGCUAGCUUGUACCAAGUGUGUGUUUUGCCUUUUUGACAGUGAGUUUGCAGAGUAUAUUUUGCAAACCUUAUGUAUGCUACGACUGUAUAAUACUUCAUUUGUUGAUCAGCUAUGUGGUCUGAGUACAGCAAUACCCCCUGUAUGUACCUUUGCCAGGUAUAUAUGGAUGUUGAAGGGGCACAUUUGAGACGCAGCCAUUCAGUUUUUUUUCUAACUUUGAAGUUUUACGCUGUGUCCAUGUUCCAUUUUGGAGCAGUUUAGAUGGUUGAUUAUUGAAACUUUCCCACAAACACAUACUACUUAUUAAAGAAUACACCCUGGGGUAAUUAAAAAGGCUUAUUUUUCUGUCAUAUGGUGGCAGUACAUGUGGGUUUUGCCCCUUUCCUGUGGACAAGCAUCUAACAAGAUUAAUUAAAUCAACAAACCCCUCCCCCAUGACCUAUAAAAGGACUAUCCGGCAAAACCUACCCCAGUUUCCUUUCUUGUCCAGAGAGGGAAGGACACAGCAUCUGGAUGGUGAGAAACACAGGCUGCUGGUCUGGGAGAUCCAGUCCGAGAGCUGCCUGUGCGGUUAGCUGAGAGACCAUGCUCUUUCCGUUAAAAAAACAAAACAAAAAAAACGAAAUUUGUUUGGCAUAGAUGAAGCUGUGCAGUACCCACUGACAGCAUGGAUGCUUGCCAGAAGUGGUAUGCUGUGUCACCAGCCGCCCCACAUAGCUCAGAGGUAUUUUGAGGUAAAAGUAAUCUUUCCUUCAAAAUUCUCUGUAAAAGUUUAUACACUUAAUUUACAAGGAGUAUGAAGCUACGAGGAAAAGAGGACGGAGAGUGGUAACAUAAAAAACAAAAACAAGCUUUUAUUUCAGGAUGGGCAAUGUUUUGGUCCGCUUUCCCUAUAGAGAAAGUUUCGGCAUUUUAACCCUAUGGACAUAGGGCUGAUAUCUCCUGCAGAGACACAGUGUGUAUCCACUAUAUGCUCUAUAUAUGAGUGGCUGUGAGCAGUAUAUGUACCCACUAUAUGUUCUAUAACAAGUUGCUGUGAGCAGUAUAUGUACUCACUAAGUGAAAAACCAGAUGGAUUCAAAGUGCUUAAGAAUAUCUGCAGUGCUGCUGCACUACCCCCAAGUGACACAAAUUAGCAAUAGAUACCAAAAAGUUGGAGUGUGCUAGCAACUGCACUAGAGUCAGGAUCUUCUGAGUACUCUGAAAAAAUAUACAGUAUAUAGUGCAGACUAUCUGUAUGUACAGGAUAUGCAAAAUUAAGUGUGUCUGGGGAUCAACUCACAUGGACCAGAGCCCUAUCACCCCUGGCUCUGGGUUUGAAUUGCUCCAAUGGAAAGGGAUAAACCCACAGUAUAGCAAAACCGGAUACUCUUCUGAAUCAGAUGUAAUAUCUAGGCAGUAUAAAUAAAUAGAGGCAGGAGCCCAAAUUGAAUAGUAUCAAACACAGUAUUAGAGAGAGAUAGCUCCAUCAGACGCGCUUUAACAUUCUAGGUCUCCACACAUCCGCCUUUCCCGUGGUUCCAGUGGGCAAAUUCCGAUGUAUGACUCUAAAAUGGGAGUUCCUAUCAGCCUAGUCGGGAAAGGUAGAGGAUCUAGAUGUGUGGGGUUUUUUUUUUUUUUUCUUCAGAUUUUCCAUCGAGUAAAGCUCUACUUUCUUGGUGGAAAUCCUCAGAGUUCCCUUCAGGAGGCUUGCCUUCCGUCUAAAGAUCUUGGUGAUCACUACAGAUGCUACCAAACCUGGUUGGUGAGCUUAUCUAGUCUCCAUCAUGUUUUGUGGUCUAGGUUAAGGGAGAACACAGAUUUCAGGGGUUUAAAGCUGUGCUUCCCACCCUUCAUCUCUUCAGACCGUGGAUACAGCGGAAGGCCGUAAAGAUUCAUACGGAAACUUGUACAACGGCUUGAUACGUCAACCGGCAAGGAGGAACCAGAGUAGGCGCUCUUAAUCGCCUGCAUGCGGUUAUCUUCCUGAGGUGCAAAAAUAUCUAGUAGAUAUUUCGGCAGUUCAUAUCAGAGGGAUUGACAAUGACAUAGCCGUCAAGCUCAGAAAGGGAAAUUGGAAUCAGAAAGUUUGGUCCUUAGGUCCAUGUAAUUUUUAUGAAUACCAAUCAAAGAAUACCUCCUUUUACAGAGGAAUGUGUAUAACAGAGUUUUUAAACAGAUACAGUGAUUUACAAGCUGCUCUAUACACUUAUGCGGAAAUAUCCUCUAUUCCACGAAACAAAAUUUGAAUUUUUUAGUGUGGUGUAAGUUACAAAAGACUUAUACCAGUAAGUGGAGCGCUCUAACACAUAUAGGUAGAAAAUGGAUCAGCGCUGUGUGAUGUGAUCAAGUGGAAAGCUGCAGCCUAUAGGUAUGAGGUUCCCUCUGAAGUCCUCAAAAGAGAAAUAACAAAAACAAGAAUAAUAGGUUGCGCUACGUAAAUAUCAAAUGAAAAAGGGAUAAAUAUGGCAAAACACUUUAAAACGUAAAAGAGGAAUAAUAUGUAUAGAGAAAAAGGGGAUUUAAUAAAUAUAUAUAACAAAUAUAUAUAUAAAAAGAUAGUCCAAAUUUUUGAUAUAAUUUAAAAAGUUCAAAUAAGUGGAUGAUAGUGACAGUACUUGGUAUAUUUCUCUUUCAGGUUCCGGUAAGUAUUUGGAGGUAGAGAGUCCAAUAAGAGACUGAAUCUUCUAAUCUUUAGAGGAGUCUUGAUUCAGAGAUGAACAUGGAAAAUAUAAGCAACAAAGACGAUCCAAUAGUGUAGACUGUCUGUGAUAAAUAAUAAUAAUAAUAGGUAGGUAGUACACUCACCUAUCUUAGAGCAUGAACUUGCUCUAGUAUGUUGGGCGUUCAGUGGCGUUUAUCCCCCACUGGUAGGAUAUAGGUGAAGGUAAUUCCUCGGUAAUAAAAAGGAGAUAAAAGCAGAAUAUAGUGCUCACUGAAUCAAAAUGAAAUAAAGUGAAAUAAAAGGAAUACAAAUACUCACAUUCGAAUGAGCAGGAUAAACUGCUCAGUAUAUUCGCAUAGGUGGUACAAUCCCCACCAAGGAUUCUUGGUUGUGGGUAGAUUCCAAGUUGGUGAAUGACCAGGUGACAGGAAAUAUUUUUAAAACAAAAUUUUUAAAAAUAAGAUAAAAAGGUAUAUGGCAAAAUUGAUGUAAAAAAGCCACUAUUCCUUUAUUAGUACAAUAAAAAAUAUAUAAAAUAGCCAAAACGCGUUUCGCCACACAGGGCUUUAUCAACUGGCAAUAAUAAAAAUCAGCCUGGUACAUAGAUACUUUUAUAAACUAUGAUAAAACAUGCUUAUUCAAAUUUUGGCGCCAAAAUGACGUCAUCCAUACAGUGUGUAAAAAGCAAAAUGAUUAAUAACAUAAAAAUACAUAAAAAUACAAAAUGCAUAGUAUUCAUAAUUUAAAAUGUAAAGUAAUACAUAAUAUUUAAUAAUAAAACGAGUGUUAUUUGUUGAAAUAAUAGAUAGAAUCAAAAAUCAUGUGAUCGCAAUCUAAUGCGAUCACAUGGUGAACACUGAGGCAAUAUGGGAAAUGUAGUGACAGGGGAGAAAGCAAAAAUAGAUGGUCACGUGAUCGCGGACCUUCGCGAUCACGUGACUGAUUGCACACAUCGAUAUAGGGUGUAGCCGCUCAGACGGAGGUCGGCAGCCUACGGCACGCCUCCGUCUGACAUCAAUGGUGGGGGCGGUGUAUACCGCGAGUGCUCAUGGGGUGUGUAGUGUUCAGACGGGGGCCGGCAACUAGGGGCACGCCUCCGUCUGACAUCUACAAAAAAGGGGCGGCGCCUAAUGCCGUUCGUGAUCCACCUUGUGAAAAAAUAAAAAUAAGUGGCAUAACAGCCAAAAUUAAAACUAUUAUGAAUAAAACAAAUAUGAAUAUAUAGAACAAAUAUGAGUAUAAAAACAAAUAUGAGUAUAUGAAGGAAUAAGAAAAAGGAAUAAUAGAACUAAAAAAAGUGAAAGGUGUAUUUAGGAGCUAAAUAGCUAGGUAUAUAUUGUUAACCUUAUAAAUAAAUAAAGGGUAAAAAGUGAGAUAUAUAUAUAUAUAUAAUAAAAAAUAAAAAUAAAAAUAAUUUUAUAAAAAAUUGAAAAGGUCAAAUUCAGCGUUCAAGCCCUCAGGAAAAAGAGUCUUAAGUGUAAAAACCCAAUACAUUUCUCUUUUGCCUAAAGGUUUUUAUAAUAUCUCCACCUCUCCAUGGGAGAGUGACUUGUUCUAUACCAGUUACUUUUAGGAGUGUCGGAUCUUUAUUAUGUAUUAAAAAAUGCUUGGAAACUGAGUGACUCUCAUAACCUCUCCUAAUGUUACGGCAAUGUUCUGCUAGUCUCACUUUAAGGCAUCUUUUAGUCAUGCCCACAUAUUGGAGCCCGCAUGGACAUUCCAAUAAAUAUAUCACAUUUUUGGUAUUACAACCUAUAUAUUCUUUAAUGGUGUAGGAGGUUUUAGUAAUAUUAGAAGCAAAAUGGAUAGUUUUAGAAUUUGUAAUUCCUUUAGUUGUUCUACACACAAUACAUUUGUUACACUUAAAACAACCUUUUGGUCUAGAUAGAAAAGUUUUAUUUUGUUGUACAUUCUCUCUUGUGUAGUUUUUUGUGAGGAUGGUUCUGAAAUUGGGGGCCCCUCUAAACACAACAUUGGGUCUCUCUGGGAUGUAGUCUUUUAAAAGGUCGUCUUGUUUAAGGAUAUGCCAAUGUUUAUUUAGAUUUUUUUUUAAAGUUUUAUUUUUAUUGUUAAAAUCCAAAAUAAUGGGUAAUUGAGGAGGAUCUACUUUUUUCACUUUAUAUUCAAGAAGCUCCUUUCUUUGUUUCGUUUUAACUGUCUGUAAGGCUGUAUUUAACUUGUCUGCCUCAUAAUUUUUGUCUAAAAACAUAUUUUUCAAUGAGGUAGAUUGGGCAUUAAAAUCAACUGUUAAGGAACAAUUUCGAUGAAGACGGAGGAAUUGGCUUUUGGGGAUACCAUCCAACCACGGUCUAUGAUGGCAACUAGUUUGGUCGAUAAUCGUAUUAGUGCAAACUUCUUUAAAAAAGGUCUUAGUUUGAAUACGUCCAUCUUGAAUAAAAAUAUUUAAGUCUAAAAAAUUAACUGACGUUGUACUAAAAUCUGAAGAUAAAACUAUGCCUCUAUCAUUGACAUUUAAAAAGUCUAAAAACAGUUUAAGAGAAGUUUCCGAGCCUUGCCAAAUGAAAAAUAAAUCGUCUAUGUAACGAAAGUAAGAGACCAGGUUUGCCCGCCAGCUAUGAUCCCCCCAGACCGCCGUAGAUUCCCAAUCGGCCAUGAAGAGGUUAGCAUAGCUGGGGGCAAACCUGGUUCCCAUAGCUGUACCUUUCUUUUGAAUAUAAAAAGAAUCUAAAAACCAAAAGUAAUUGUUUGUAAGGAUAAUUUUUAUACCUUGUAUAAUGAAAUCGAUUUGAGAAUCUGAAAUAGAACUAUUUUGUUUUAAAAUCCUUUCCACUGAUUGGCAACCAAUAUCAUGAGGAAUUAUAGUGUACAAUGAUUGCACAUCACAUGUUACCAAUAUAUAGUCAUGGUGCCAGUUAAAAUCACUUAAAAAAGAUAAAAGAGUCAUAGAAUCUUUCAAAUAUGAUCUAGUUUGUUUAACCAAAGGUUGUAAUAGAAUAUCGAUAUAUUCAGAAAGAUUAGAUAGGACAGAAUUAAUACCCGAUACGAUAGGUCUCCCUGGGGGAUUUUCUGCAUUCUUGUGGAUUUUCGGAAGAAAGUAAAUCACUGGGAUUUUAGGAUAAGGAAUGGUGAGGUAGUCAAAUUCAUGUUUGUUUAAAAUUCCCAUAUCUGAUCCUUUUUUUAAAUAUACAUUUAGAAUUUCUUUGACCUUAGAGGUGGUUGGUUGGAUGGUAUCCCCAAAAGCCAAUUCCUCCGUCUUCAUCAAAAUUGUUCCUUAACAGUUGAUUUUAAUGCCCAAUCUACCUCAUUGAAAAAUAUGUUUUUAGACAAAAAUUAUGAGGCAGACAAGUUAAAUACAGCCUUACAGACAGUUAAAACGAAACAAAGAAAGGAGCUUCUUGAAUAUAAAGUGAAAAAAGUAGAUCCUCCUCAAUUACCCAUUAUUUUGGAUUUUAACAAUAAAAAUAAAACUUUAAAAAAAAUUCUAAAUAAACAUUGGCAUAUCCUUAAACAAGACGACCUUUUAAAAGACUACAUCCCAGAGAGACCCAAUGUUGUGUUUAGAGGGGCCCCCAAUUUCAGAACCAUCCUCACAAAAAACUACACAAGAGAGAAUGUACAACAAAAUAAAACUUUUCUAUCUAGACCAAAAGGUUGCUUUAAGUGUAACAAAUGUAUUGUGUGUAGAACAACUAAAGGAAUUACAAAUUCUAAAACUAUCCAUUUUGCUUCUAAUAUUACUAAAACCUCCUACACCAUUAAAGAAUAUAUAGGUUGUAAUACCAAAAAUGUGAUAUAUUUAUUGGAAUGUCCAUGCGGGCUCCAAUAUGUGGGCAUGACUAAAAGAUGCCUUAAAGUGAGACUAGCAGAACAUUGCCGUAACAUUAGGAGAGGUUAUGAGAGUCACUCAGUUUCCAAGCAUUUUUUAAUACAUAAUAAAGAUCCGACACUCCUAAAAGUAACUGGUAUAGAACAAGUCACUCUCCCAUGGAGAGGUGGAGAUAUUAUAAAAACCUUUAGGCAAAAGAGAAAUGUAUUGGGUUUUUACACUUAAGACUCUUUUUCCUGAGGGCUUGAACGCUGAAUUUGACCUUUUCAAUUUUUUAUAAAAUUAUUUUUAUUUUUAUUUUUUAUUAUAUAUCUCACUUUUUACCCUUUAUUUAUUUAUAAGGUUAACAAUAUAUACCUAGCUAUUUAGCUCCUAAAUACACCUUUCACUUUUUUUAGUUCUAUUAUUCCUUUUUCUUAUUCCUUCAUAUACUCAUAUUUGUUUUUAUACUCAUAUUUGUUCUAUAUAUUCAUAUUUGUUUUAUUCAUAAUAGUUUUAAUUUUGGCUGUUAUGCCACUUAUUUUUAUUUUUUCACAAGGUGGAUCACGAACGGCAUUAGGCGCCGCCCCUUUUUUGUAGAUGUCAGACGGAGGCGUGCCCCUAGUUGCCGGCCCCCGUCUGAACACUACACACCCCAUGAGCACUCGCGGUAUACACCGCCCCCACCAUUGAUGUCAGACGGAGGCGUGCCGUAGGCUGCCGACCUCCGUCUGAGCGGCUACACCCUAUAUCGAUGUGUGCAAUCAGUCACGUGAUCGCGAAGGUCCGCGAUCACGUGACCAUCUAUUUUUGCUUUCUCCCCUGUCACUACAUUUCCCAUAUUGCCUCAGUGUUCACCAUGUGAUCGCAUUAGAUUGCGAUCACAUGAUUUUUUGAUUCUAUCUAUUAUUUCAACAAAUAACACUCGUUUUAUUAUUAAAUAUUAUGUAUUACUUUACAUUUUAAAUUAUGAAUACUAUGCAUUUUGUAUUUUUAUGUAUUUUUAUGUUAUUAAUCAUUUUGCUUUUUACACACUGUAUGGAUGACGUCAUUUUGGCGCCAAAAUUUGAAUAAGCAUGUUUUAUCAUAGUUUAUAAAAGUAUCUAUGUACCAGGCUGAUUUUUAUUAUUGCCAGUUGAUAAAGCCCUGUGUGGCGAAACGCGUUUUGGCUAUUUUAUAUAUUUUUUAUUGUACUAAUAAAGGAAUAGUGGCUUUUUUACAUCAAUUUUGCCAUAUACCUUUUUAUCUUAUUUUUAAAAAUUUUGUUUUAAAAAUAUUUCCUGUCACCUGGUCAUUCACCAACUUGGAAUCUACCCACGACCAAGAAUCCUUGGUGGGGAUUGUACCACCUAUGCGAAUAUACUGAGCAGUUUAUCCUGCUCAUUCGAAUGUGAGUAUUUGUAUUCCUUUUAUUUCACUUUAUUUCAUUUUGAUUCAGUGAGCACUAUAUUCUGCUUUUAUCUCCUUUUUAUUACCGAGGAAUUACCUUCACCUAUAUCCUACCAGUGGGGGAUAAACGCCACUGAACGCCCAACAUACUAGAGCAAGUUCAUGCUCUAAGAUAGGUGAGUGUACUACCUACCUAUUAUUAUUAUUUAUCACAGACAGUCUACACUAUUGGAUCGUCUUUGUUGCUUAUAUUUUCCAUGUUCAUCUCUGAAUCAAGACUCCUCUAAAGAUUAGAAGAUUCAGUCUCUUAUUGGACUCUCUACCUCCAAAUACUUACCGGAACCUGAAAGAGAAAUAUACCAAGUACUGUCACUAUCAUCCACUUAUUUGAACUUUUUAAAUUAUAUCAAAAAUUUGGACUAUCUUUUUAUAUAUAUAUUUGUUAUAUAUAUUUAUUAAAUCCCCUUUUCUUUAUACAUAUUAUUCCUCUUUUACGUUUUAAAGUGUUUUGCCAUAUUUAUCCCUUUUUCAUUUGAUAUUUACGUAGCGCAACCUAUUAUUCUUGUUUUUGUUAUUGCUCUAACACAUAUAGCUUACCAAAUGGUCUCUCAUUCAAUAAUAGAGUAUAAGGUGCAUGUCGAGGAAAAAAAAUACAAGAAAUACAAUAUAGUGCAGACGGUUUUUAAAAUAAUAAAAUUAUGGUGAUGUCUUGAUAAAUGGAACACUCACAUUUCAAGGAGCCUGUAUGGAGUACUGGCUCCGUAUUUUGGCGUGUGUGUUUUUUUUUUAUUUGUUUUUUUUUGGGUAGCACCGCCCGUCUCCUUCGGUAUGGGGUAUUUCUCAAAGACAAAAAUAGGAGAAGCAGACCAAUGUGUAGAUGGUGUUUGUGGAAACACAAUAUUUUAGAAAGAAGUGGUGUGCUCACCUGGUCCUGAGCCUGUGGGUCCCGGCUCUAGGUAUAUAGGUAUUGCGCCAAUUUGAAUGGGGAUGGCACUACCCCUGGGAAGAUACUCUUGAGGUUUCCAAAAAAGGAAUUAAAAGGAUCUUAAAUGAAAAGUAAUGGCUUUAUUCAAAUAUAAAACAAAUAAAAACAAUUAUAAAAAGUCCUUUAAAAUAGCCAAUACGCGUUUCACUCCUUGUUGUGGAGCUUCCUCAGUCAGCUGUGAUGUUUGGUACUCUGGAUCUUCCAUUUUGAAUGUUUUUUUGGGGUCCUCCCCUUUAAUGGCUGCAGUCCAUAUUGUCCAAUCAUGUUGGUGGUUACAUGUCCUUCAUAUGGUAUAUUAUGUGUCCCUUUAAUUGGAUCUAAUAACUGGCGCCUUUCUUAUCUCCGAAUUUCAUUGGUGGGCUGUGGUGGUUGGCGGAAGUUAUCCGCUUGCGUCCGGGCGGUUGGCGGAAAUGACGUCACGGACCCACGUGAUCGCCAUUCCGCCCCCGCCCGGAAGUUCCCUAACCCCUCCGUCAUGACGCACGCUAUUCCUGCGUGCAGGUUGGGGGGAGGGAGCGGUGUACGUCCUCUCCGGCAUUCUCCGCCCAUAGGGUGUGCUGGAGUGGUCCUAGGCUCCUCCCCCGGUCUGCAGCAGAAGGUGCUAAGCACAUGACAAAAGGAAGGAUGAAUCAGACUGGGGGAGGGGGGAAAAACCAUCUGGAUGGCCUAAUGUAAAUAAAUAAAAUAGAUUGCAAUGAAACAAAAUGAGAUUAUAUUAAUAGAGAAAAAUUAAAGAGCACUGAUUUGAUACCCAUAAUAGUCCUAUUGUGAAACUUACAGUGAUGCAUUAGUGAUAUUGAAAUGCUAGUGAAUGGUAAACAUUUCUUAAGGUGAUGGUUGAAUUUUGAGUGGUAUUCAUAAAAAUUAUAUCGAGAUGAAUUAGAAGAUAAAACCUAAAUGAUGAGAAUAAAUAAUACUAAUAGAAAUGGAUGUAAAUAUAAUAAAUCAAAAUUAUAAGAGUAAAAAUAGGGAUAAUGAAUGAAUAGAUAAAUAAAGGAAAUAAGAAUAAAAAUUGAGGUGUAAAAACUAUAUAUAAAGAGAUGAAUGGAAAUGAUUGAUAAAUAUUGUGAACUGAAUAAAGUGCUUAAUGUGAAAUUCUUUAUGUAUGUGUGUACAUAUAAAUUGAGGGGGGGAGGGGGGGUCACAAAUAAAUAAUUCAAAUAAAAUGGCAGAGUUCGAAGUCUAUAUUCAAACCUUGGGGUUUUAAGGUCCCAAGGUUGAAUAUCCACUUCAUCUCACUCUGUCCAAGUAAUUUUAAAAAAUCCCCUCCUCGCCAAUUGCCUUUUACCCUCUGUAUCCCCAUAAAUUUGAGGAGUGUGGGAUCGCUGUUGUGUGUUAGAGAGAAAUGAUGGGAUACGCUAUGUCCCUCAAAUUUUUUUCUUGAUGUUUCUAGUGUGUUCCUCUAUCCUGGUGUGUAAUUUACGUUUAGUGCGGCCCACAUAUUUAAGACCGCAUGGGCAUUCCAACAGAUAUAUUAUAUUGUUGGAAUGGCAGGUUAUGAGGUCUUUAAUUUUGGAAUUCUUCUUUACUAUUGAAGUUCUUAAAUUUUGUAAAAGGUCUUUUUUUAUUGUUCGUGUUUCUACAUGCUAGGCAUGUGCCGAUCCGUAAAAGACCUUUUCUUUAUCCAAGAAGGUAAUGGGUUUGGUAUUUUUUUUUUUAAAUGUUUUUUUACAGAGUCUAUUUAGAUUAGCAGCUCCCCUAAAUAUUACUUUGGGUUUGCGUGGUAAAAUUUGUGUUAAAGUGUCAUCCUGUAAUAAGAUGGGCCAGUGUCUGUUGAGGAUUUUUUAUUUUUUUUAAGUGUUUUAUUAUUAUAGCUGUAAUUGCAUAUUAUGGGUAGAUUAAUUUGUUCCGUAUUUUCUUUUCUGUUUUUUUCCCUUAAUAAAGUGCUCUGUGGAAUUUUAGAAACCUGUGUCAAUGUUUCUUUUAAUUUAUCUUCCUCCUAACCCUUCUCUAGCAGAUCUGAGAUUAAUUUAUUCGCUUGUUCUUUAACCCCUUAAGGACCAAACUUCUGGAAUAAAAUGGAAUCAUGACAUGUCACACAUGUCAUGUGUCCUUAAGGGGUUAAAAGUGGUAUCGUCUGUGCAAUUUCUUCUGAUGCGUAUGAGUUGUGACUUAGGAAUGCCAUGGAGAAAAAUGACAACUGGAAGUGUGGAUAAAACUAUUAACAUCCACAUCUUUAAAAUGGGUUUUGGUCUUAAUUUGGUCAUUGUCUAUAAAAAUAUCUAAAUCUAAAAAUGUCACGUUGUGUUUUGCCUGUAUCUUUUAAAUAGCUCGGGAUGUUUUGUACUAUGGGUUGGAGGCAUUUAUCCACAUACUCCGAGAGUCUGCAUGAUAUUGAAUUAAUACCUGAGACUGUCGGUCUACCAGGUGGUCGUUCUGGAUAUUUGUGUACCUUAGGGAGGUAGUAAAACACAGGGAUCUUUGGGUGGGUUAUGUUCAGAUAAUUAAAUUCCUUUUUGUUCAGGAUCUCCUUUUGUAGGCCCCUCUCAAUAAGUUCUAAGAAUUUAUUUUUAAUUUCACCUGUUGGGUCGCCCUUCAAUUUUGUAUACGUGAUGUGAUCUGUCAGUAAUCUCGUGUAUUCCGUGUAAUAUCUAAAAUGACUAUUCCCCCUCCCUUGUCCGCCAGCUUGAUAACAAUUUCAUUAUCUUUCUCUAAUUUUAAAAAUAAAUUCUCCCUUAUGUGUGCAUAAUUAGUGCAGGUUAAAGAAAGUAAUUAAAAAUAAAUUAAUUUAGUUUUUCUGAUUUACAGAAUAUAUAAUGUGUCUGGGAUUUAAAUUUUUUUUUUUUUCACCGCCAACCUCUGCUAAAUAUUGGAGUAAAAUUGUGUUUUGUUUUUGGCACACAAUCUUAGAACAAAAAUUCUCAUGUGUAUUUGGUAAAGUUGGUGUGUGCUAUUCCUGUACAAAGUUUUAUUUUGUGUUCCGUUACAUCUGCUGAGUAAAAUGACACCCCCAUUGUAUGUCUCUAUUUCGUGAAGCUACAGUGCCAUAUAGGAGACCUGUCCUUUUCAGUACUCAUAGUAGAAUUUUGAGACGGAUUUAAUGAGCUUAUGCUUCUAUUUGGGGUAUUAUACCAGUUUGACUGUUCAAAAAAACCCCACAAAGGUCUACCAUUUGUAAAAGUAGACACUCCAGGGUAUCUCCUAAGGUGCAUAUUGUGCCUUAACAGGCCCCCAUUUUUUCACCAAUAUAUGCCAAAGUAUGUAAUAAAUAAUUUUGUGCGUUGUUUUUUUUUUUUUUUUUUACAUACGAAUUGCAUUUUUGCUGGGCAUUUUGUAUAUUUCAUAUGUGCCAUUAAGUUCAAACCCCCCAAAUUAUGCUCAGCUAAGUCUUCUGAGUAAAGACACCCCCAAUAAAUGUCUUUGGCACUAUUUCUUGAAGCUACAGUGCCAUAUAGGAGACCAAGCCAUAUCAGUUUUUUUUAACCGAACUUUGAAUUUUGACGCUGGGCCUAUGUGCUAUUUCCAAGCCUCUUAGCAGGGUUUAAAUUCAAACUACCCCACAAGGCCUACCAUUUCUUAAAGUAGACACCCCAAGGUAUUUCAAAAGGUAUAUUUUGAACCUUGGCAUGGGAACAUUUUUCCGCUAGCUUGUACCAAGUGUGUGUUUUGCCUUUUUGACAGUGAGUUUGCACAGUAUAUUUUGCAAACCUUAUGUAUGCUACGACUGUAUAAUACUUCAUUUGUUGAUCAGCUAUGUGGUCUGAGUACAGCAAUACCCCCUGUAUGUACCUUUGCCAGGUAUAUGUGGAUGUUGAAGGAGCGCAUUUGAGACGCAGCUAUUCAGUCUUUUUCUAACUUUGAAGUUUUACGCUGUGUCCAUGUUCCAUUUUGGAGUAGUUUAGAUGGUUGAUUAUUGAAACUUCCCCCACAAACACAUACUAUUUAUUAAAGAAUACACCCUGGGGUAAUUCAAAAGGCAUAUUUUGAACCUUAGCGUGGGAUCAUUUUUCCUCUAGUUUGUUCCAGGUAUAGUGGUAAUUAGCGUUUUUAAAUGUGUGGUUUUUUGUUUUUUUUGUUUUUCUUUUAAAAACUAGUCUUUAAACUUUUGUUUUGCGUAUUAAUUUUUUUUUUACCGUUAACCCCUAACUAGCAGUAAACAGCACUAACCAUAAAUUCACAAUUUUCGCAUAACUCCCACCCACCCCAGCUAACAAAAUAUAUAAUUAUAAAAUAUUUAAAUUAAUUAAAUAAAUUGAACCCCUGAGGGUUAAAAAAUAAAUCCAAGUUAAUCCUCAGGGGUUAAAAAAAAUUAGAUCACAGUAUAAUACUGUGAUCUGUAGUUUGAUCACUGUAAGCAGUGAUCGAUGGGAAGGGGUUAAUUUUUAUUUGGACUGGGUAAAGGGGGGUGUUUUUUUUAUUUUUUACUUAAACGUUAUUACAACUUUUUUUAGCUUAAUUUUUAACUUUUUAAAGUUUAUUUUAAUUUUUUUUUUUUUUUACGUUAACCCCUAGUUAGCCUAACACCAAAUCCCCCAAUUCCCCACUAACUUCCACCCACCCCAGCUAGCUAAACAUAUAUUAUUUUAAUUAAUUAAAUUUAACCCCAGAGGGUUUAGAAAAAAAAAAUUAACCCUCAGGGGUUAAAAAAAAAAAAAAUCAGAUGCCCGUAAAAUGUAAUCCCUGCCAAUUGAUCACUGUAGUCAGUGAUCAAUUGGCAGGGAAGGGGUUAAUUUUUAAUUAAAAUGAGUAAAGGGGGGUGGGAUUUUAAAUAAACUUUAUUUUUUAACAGGGGGCAGGAUCAUCACUGAUCCGUCUCCCUGCACUUCACACAGGACCAGGAAGUGCAGGGAGGCGGAAGGUAAGUAUACUAAGCACAUGUGCUCGCUCUGAGAGGGUAGUGGAUGCAUGGAAUAGCCUUCCAGCUGAAGUGGUAGAGGUUAACACCGUAAAGGAGUUUAAGCAUGCGUGGGAUAGGCAUAAGGCUAUCCUAACUAGAAGAUAAGACUAGGGACUAAUGAAAGUAUUUAGAAAAUUGGGCAGACUAGAUGGGCCGAAUGGUUCUUAUCUGCCGUCACAUUCUAUGUUUCUUUGUUUCUCUGACAUGCUGUCAGAGCAAGCACGUGCUGGGGCAGCCUGAUCAGGUGCUCCUGGUCUGCCUCUAAUACAGAGGCAGACCGGAGCCCCAUUAACCUCGCGAUCGCUGCAAUCCGGGGUUAGUUUUAACAGGUGACGGACAAGGUCCGUCACUCGUAGUUAUGGCAAUCCCAUGAGUGACGGACCUCGUCCGUCACUCGUCCUUAAGGGGUUAAGUGAAUGAAGAGCUUUGUCCCUUUUUGAAACUGCUUUUGUUUCCAUAGAGUUUCCCAUAUGGGGCAAACCUAGCCACUUGGACUAAACAGGGACAAUAUGCCUUUAAGGGUUGCCGGUAUAUUUUGUGUAUGGAACUGUUUGCAUCUGCUGUAUCCUGCCUGCUGUAUUACUUGUAUUGGCUAUCUGCCGAACGCUGAUAGUCAUUUUCUAUUUCGUUUCCCGAACGGCACUUUUGCAAGCCGUUCGUGUACCGAAUGAACUAGCUUUCAAUAGCCCACACACUAAGAGGCGUGUGGCGCUUGUUAACCGAUUGCAACAAUUUUGCAAUCGGUAAUUCGAGGCUCUCCUAGGUGGCCGCCGUUCGACUACCGACCAUGCGGCGGUCGGCCAUCUUGGAUCCUUUGUUCCCCCAGCGGUGUUUGGUCGUCGAGCACAUGGAACUGAAAACGGCUACUCGGCGGCGCGAACACCGCUGGGCUUCCAGAGCAUUCGGGAGUCCCGGGACGUUCGGUAAUCUUGUUCAUUUAUAUCAAUCGGUAUUUUUAACUUGUAUUAUGAAUAAAGUGUUUUUUGUAUGGCGUUCGGUUGAUUUAGCUGGGAUCUGAGCGGUAUUCACACGAACGGUGUGCUCAGACCCCAUUCGUUUAAAUCUGUCAAGUAUAUGAAAAGCUAUAGAUUUUAAUGUGAAUUUUCGGUUCUGCUGCACGGAGGGAUAAUCCACUUAACGGUACAUUCCAGUGGGAGUAUUCCUCUCGUGCAGCAGUGCCUGAUGGGAGAAAAGCUCUGUACAUUAAGUUUCCCCUGUAGUCCACUCUGGGAAUGCCCCUGGAAUAGGACUCAGGAAACCCCUUGCAUGGGGAAUUGUAUAAAUUGUGGAGCUGUGAAUAAAGACCUCAGUUGACUCCCAGCCUAUGUGUCGUCUAGUUCUUGGGAGGGAAAGAAUACUACAGCGCUACCUGGAUUAUUGCAUGCUGAUUCCCCUGGAUUAUCCUUUCUUGUUCCUGUUACCCAGCGGAGAUAUUGUGGAUUAUACUGCCUCUCCGCUACACCAUAAAAAUUAUAUUGUCCAAAUAAUGAAGAUAUUUAGACAUUGUCUCAAUUCUGUGAUUAGGGUGAAAAUAACUUUAAAAAAAGGCAUGACUCUGAACUGGAAAUGGUCUCCUGGAAUGGAGAAUUUAAACUGAUGAGCUGCGUUUGGGAUAUUGACAUGGGCAUAUUUUUAAUUCCGUGGAGAUUAGCCAAUCUAAUUGAUACACCAUUGAGAUAAUUAAUGAGAUUCCAUUCUGAAUUUGUGGAAUGUUUGUUUGAUUCAGCUUGUGUAGAUUAGUGGUUCUCAACCCACUCUUCAAGUACCUCCUUACAGCCCAGGAUUUAGGGAUCACCCAGUUGUCUAAAGUGUUUUUAAGAAAAAAAAAAAACACUUUGGGCACAACAUGGUAAUCCCAAAAACCUGUACUGUUAGGGAAGCUCUAAGGACUGGGUUGGGAACCCCUCGUGUAGAUAAAUAGGUCUCCAAUUGCUGGGUUACUUCGGCAUUAGGAAAAGAGGCAAGUAGACUCUUCUGAAACUCUAGUGGAUGGAACCAUUGUAAUUAUCUUGUUGAUGUAGUGUAAUAAGGUCUUACUUUGGAGUGCUUGAAAAACUGCAAUUUUGAAAUUCUAUUUGACAUUCCAUCCUUAGGAUAGAGGCUACCCAGUGGUUCAUGUUUUGAAUGAGCCCAGUGCUCCCAGAAGUGAAGUCGGGCCCCCAACUUUAAGAUCUGGGAAACCAUGCCUUCAGAAAGUACAGGUGAUACUCGAAAAAUUAGAAUAUUGUGCAAAAGUUAAUUUAUUUCAGUAAUGCAACUUAAUAUGAGACGCAUUACAUGCCAAGCAAGAUAGUUCAAGCCGUGAUUUGUCAUAAGUGCGAUGAUUAUGGCUUGCAGCUCAUGAAAACCCCAAAUGCAUAAUAACUCUCUCCCCCGUAGAAGAGCUGGAGUCUUACGGCAAUCGCUUGAGAUCCUUUCUUACCGUGCAAGUAAAACCUUCUGUCCCUCUGCCUCCAUUAUAAUAAUCUUAGACUUCUCAUAAUCUUUCAAAAAAUAAAUCUGCAUUCCAAGACUUAAGCCUCAGGGCUUUUUGUGCUGUUACCAGUAAGGCCAUAUAUCUAGUUAAAGUAUGGAAUAGAUUACAAAAGAAAAUUUUAAUAAAUUCUGCAGCCCAUUUAAAUUCAGAAAGAGAUUCCACCAAAGAAGCUCUAUGGACCCCUAUCUCAAUGUCUUCUUCUAGAAGGGAAAGCCACUAAGUGAGAGCUUUAGCUUUAGUCUCCCCUCCUGCCACAUAAUCCUUGUGCAAAUUCAGAUCGAUCCAACAGUCCAUAUGGUCUGUGUAUAAGCAAAAAGACCACCCAAAUGCAGCGGUUUGUUGGGGAUAAAGAUUAAUUACUUCCCUUUAAAUCUAGGCUGUAACAAAGGAUUCCUCAAAUCCACACAAACCGAUACACAAAACAAGAUAUACCUAGAAAAAACAAAAGCAGAGGGAAACACCGUUUAGUAGAGCUGUUCCUGCUGUAAGUAUUGCACUCACAGAAUAGAGGAGUAGUGCAAAGCCCAUCGAGGUAUCUUUAGAUCUUGCAAUGAAAUUCCUCAAGGGUACAUGCAGAAAAAAGAACUGGACAUAGUGUGAAAUCUUAAUAAUAUAAAAAACAUGCUUUAAUUGAAGCACUUACAAAAAGUGGAAAAUAAAAAUGCUCAUCAAAGAUCUAUCCCUCUCUCCAAGAUGGUGAAUGAAAGGAGCAGGUUACAGAAAUUGCAGGCAGCUCUAUGUGUUUCGUCUAUAUAAUAGACUUCAUCAGGAGCAAUAACAAUAAAACAUGUAGUACAAUCAAAUGAAAUACAUCAAUAAAAGUCAUAUGUCUUCGGUCUUCUUUUAAAAGUCCCUCUCGCCGUAUUCCACGCCCUGUCUAACAAUCCGUGUGUUCUAUAACAGCUGUUCUGAGUUCUCUUGCGUCCAAGUUUAUAUAUGGACUUCUGCCUAGCCGUUGUGGAACGCACAUGCAUUCCACCAGUCCGGAAGAGAUCUUCUUUCUCUCCACGUCCCUCUGAAUACGUCAUCUAUCCGCGGCUGGAACGCAUAUGCGUUCCACUCCAGCCGCGGCACCAGGUGAAAGAAGAAUAGGAGCGAAAAAGAAAAUAUGUAUAAAUAUAUCAAAUCCUGGUUAUAAUAUCCAUACAUAUAUUAAACCCUAUAUAUUCAAAAAAUAGAUGUUGUAAAGACCAAAAUAUAUAGAAGUACCCAAAAACAAAUACCAUUCAACAAACAUAAGUCAUCAAAGAACAUAUUAGUAAGUUGACAAAUGUUAAAAUUUACAUCAACAAUCAUGACAUUAGUUGACACAUGAAACAAUCAAGAUGACUUAUGACCAUAUGGUCUCUUAACAAGGCUCAUCAAUAGGUAAGGCUAUUUCUACUCAAUUUGUAGCCAUAUCUAUUUGAGGCACUGAAUCCCAAGUUGAAGUGUUUUUUAUUUAUAUAUAUUAUAUAGUAAAUUUCUUGAGUCUUCAUUUGGUCCUGCUGGGUGUCAUACUCCCCUUCUUAGGAAGAAACCAUAAAUCUUCAAAGGGGAGGUCAGUCUUAUAUGCUGGGUCUUCUCACUCUUCUUUAUGUGUCGUGUGUGUGCUUGCAAGACCUAUGCUGUUCUAUACGUUGGUCCAUGCUCAUCUGGAUCCACUUUAACAUAUACUGAGAAGGUUCUUUUGAAUGGCCUGCAGCCUUUUCUUCUUUCAUUUCAUACUACACGUAUUUGAAAAGAAAUUCGAACAUUGCACCCAGGAACGAGCUAGUGUAUCUUCUAAUCGGCAAUUUAAGCACGACAAGUAAUUCCCAAAGAACCAGAUUCUAAUUGGGCAGACUCGUGCAUGCACAUAACUUGCUCAAAGAUUUGGCUGUCUCAGAAGGCGAAGUGCUGAAAAAGAGAAAUAAAUGGAAGGAGGAGAUUGCUCAAAUGGGUAAGAACAUGCUGGUACUUAAGACAAAAAAAGAAAUAAAGCCAGAUUCAGGCUUGAUAACAUCCCAUGGUUGCACAUAGCAGGAAGCUCCCUAUCCAUCCAAGGACCACUAAUGAUCACAGCACAUUUAUUGUAUUCUUGAUACAAAGUAAAACCCUUAUACCCAAGAGACUGUUCCAAAACAGUGCUAUGUACUGGGGUCUUGCAUGAGAGAGGCUGGUCUCUUUUGGGAGUGCUAAAUAUUAUUCUUGGUAAAGAAAAAGAAACGAGCUGUAACAUGCAAUAUUAAACAAAACCCUGUUCAGUCGACAGGAUAGGGAGGGGAAAUCUGGAUUUUUCAGGGUGAGUGUCCUAUUUUUAUAAUUUAGUGGGUGGAGCGAACACUAUUGUUAUGCUGCCAUGGAUUGCCCAGAAAUAGAAUUUCAGGAGUGCUUACCAUCACUGUUAUCACUUGAGUCCACAGGCCUCGCCUAAGCAGAAGUAGUCACGUUAUUUUAGGGGUCAGCUUGCCUAGUGAAUAUAGGUCUAAACCUAUAUAACAGCCAUAUAAUUCUGGGGCUCUAACAAGCGUCUAGCAGGAACCUCCAGGUGUUAGACUAGAAGGGGGAGGAACAGGCCCAGCAAAUGUUUUGUUUACUUACACUGGAGGACCAGGGCACUCUUGGGGUGCUCCUCGAGCAAAUGAAAAGUGUAGAAUUUUCAAUAUAAAACUUACGUUAUCUUGAACACUGACUGGCAUGUGGUUGAUUAAAUAAGCAACUGGUUUGAUUGAUAUUUGGGGCUAUAAUUGACCCCAGUACAGUAAGAGGAAUACAAAGUUCCAUUGCAUGUAAAACAGAAUUUAGUCCUACAAGGGAAUGCCAAGUUGCCAUGGCACGUCUUAGGUUGAAAGUAAAAUAAUUUAAAACAAAAUAAAUAUACCUCCUGCAAUAUGUGAACAUAUUUCCUAUUAACAAGUAAAUGUAGUCGACUCUAGAAUGCAACACCUGCUCAGCCUGGUGUACUGGAUAAUUAUAGAAAUGGUUAAAGGGUCACUCCAGAAAGCAUUUCAGCUUUCUGUGCUAGUUUUAGAUACACCUACAAUGAAAAAAACAUAAUUAAAUGCAGUUUUUUUGUUUUUUGGUUAGGCAUUGGAGUGUCCCUUCUAGAACCUGCAGGCCAUGUACAGUUUAGCUUUUAAACACCAACAUGGCACAAAGUAGCUAUAUUUGGGUAUCUCUUUGUAAGUAGUGGCUAGCUUGAAAACUCUUUGCUGUCCAAGGCAAAAUUGUUUUGUAUGAGUGGUUUGUAAGAAUACCAUAACCAGUACCACAAGCUGUUGUAAGUUUGCUUAGAGUGACCAUUGUAAGCCAUAGACAGAAAACAGAAGUAUUGUCAAUCCUCCUGAUGUUACAGAAUAUAUUGUAUUGACCGGUAGUGCUUUGGGGAAAAAAAUGGUUACUUUUUUCAGGAUAAACACCCUAAAAGGUGGAUACUGCAGAAUGCAUGGAAAAAAUCCAAACACUGUGGUUAAUUGCUCGUAAUCACAAGUUAGGGCUACAAUCUCUUGCAGUGUUUGUGGUUGUGUUUUUUGUUUUUUUUUUGUGUUUUUUUUUUUUUUUAUAUAUAUAAAUAUAAAAGAUUUAACAAUGUAAAAAUUGACAUUAUGGUCUGUCAAUCUUUAUCAUUUCUGUAGGCAAAAAGAGCAGGAGCAACUCUCUGCCCUCAAGAAACACCAUGAAGAGGAGAUAGACCAUCACAAGGAUGAAAUUGAUCGUUUGCAAAAGGAGAUAGCACGCCGCAAGCAAAAAAUCAAGGAGCUCAAAAACGACGAUUAAAUUAGUGGAUAAUUGCAUCUCUAUUGUGUGUUUUCUGUUUGAGGUUCACUUAAUUCACAAAGCUUGUAUGGAUGUAAUAAAUAUAAACCUUACUAUUUCCUGUGGUGUACACAGUGUCUUGUUAUUGUACAUUGGGUAGUCUUCUUAAUGAAGAUCAAAUGAGAUUGUAACCUUUUUAAAGAUCACAAUGUAAUCCAUAAAGGUCCUUCAUUACUAUACACUGUCCAGAUUAUUUUGCAUUUGCUGGUCUACACAGCUCUGGAUUUGUUAAAUGAGUGGGGCC